Messenger RNA from Lucilia sericata (common green bottle fly), 3791 nucleotides. RefSeq names its product zinc finger BED domain-containing protein 4-like. The record is from RefSeq and is a predicted model, not a curated record. Gene Ontology annotation, molecular function: metal ion binding. The coding region runs from base 105 to 3410 and encodes 1101 amino acids. The transcript is spliced from 2 exons. NCBI's taxonomy places the organism in Eukaryota, Metazoa, Arthropoda, Insecta, Diptera, Calliphoridae.
UUGUGCGAAAGAGAGGGAAAUAGUUUUUUGCUCGUGACGCCUCUGUAUACCCUGUGGUUAAAACUUUGGUUCUGUCAAUUCUUUACAACGGGAAGCACACAAAAAUGGUUUUAUGUAAAUUAUAUCAACGAGGUUGUUGUUAUCGUGGUUCCAAUUGCUUAUCUGAACAUGUAGAUGUUAAAGAUAUAAUUGAAAAAGAUAUGAGGGAGGCUGUUAAUGGUAAAAUAUGGCCUUUAUCCGCGUAUGGACCAUUCGAGUAUAAACAAUCGCUACCUAACUUUAUAGAGGAUCAAUCAUUUGAAGAAGUACGAAUGUCGUUUUACGAAACGAAAUUAAAAAAUUUCUUCGGUCAAAAUCAUGAUAAAUACAACAAAGAUGUCCAGGAGGCCAGAAAUAAAAUGAAACCAACUGUGGAUGUUGUUAAUGUCGCAAUUAAUCUAUAUGAUAUACCUGUGGGUAGAAAAGAGAAAAACACUUCGCCAAUAAAGUGCAGCAGUGCAGCAACAGUUCCAAAUACUAGUUUUAAUAAUCCCUUUGGAGUGAAACAUUUAGCUAACGACAAUACUGGUUUAUCGACAACUAAUAAUAACAACAAUACCUUUGGAUUACCAAAUUUUACAUCUACCAUGCAAACGACGGAUGUCGACAAACAUAAUACUUUAAGAAAAGAAAAUUCUGCUAGCACUAUUUCGAAACCUGUUCCAUUGUUAAAGCAACGACUAAGCAGUAUUAACAUCAACCCUCCUCCAAUGGUAAAAUCAGCUACAACCAAUUGCAAACCUAUUCCAUUGAAUAAUUUGAAUGACAACAAACUUCUUGGUAAGGAAACUUUAAAUAAUUCUGAUCCGUACAAUAUUUUUGGAAAUACAAAGAAUUCUUCUGAUCCGUACAACAUUUUUGGAAAUGCAGAGAAUCCUGGAACAGCAAAUACUAUUGGCGUUCCUUUUAAACCUUUUGCGCAUGACAAUUCGAACAACAAUUUGGAAAAUGUCAAUUCUAAAACUGAUUCAUCAACUACUAAUAGUUUCGCAGAGGAAAAUGUUUUUCAUUUUUCGAACAACAUUUUUGCAAUCAAAACUCCUAAAUCGGCUCCUUCGGGAAUAGCAAAUUCUUUUGGCGCUACUGUUGAACCUUUUGCUAAUGCUAAUACGAACAGCAUUUUGGGAAAUGUCAAUUCUAAAACUGAUUCAUCAACUACUAAUAGUUUUGUAAAGGAAAAUAAAGCUAGUGCCAAUUCGAACAACAUUUUUGGAAUAACAACUCCUAAAUCGGUUGCAUCAAAUACUAAAAGUUUAUUUGGAAAUAAUGCAAAAAAUACUUCUGGAAUAGCAAAUUCUGUUGGGGUUACUUUUAAACCUGAUCCAUCCAAUAAUUUGGACAAACCAUUUGGCAAAGAACAUUUUAAACCUAUUUCCUCAAAGACUAAUAGUGUAUUUGGAAAUAAUACAGAGAAUGCUUCUGUUGGUGCUACUUUUAAUCCGGUUCCAUCGAAUAAUAUUAGUUUUUUGGGAAAGGAAACUUUAACUAGUGCCAAUUCGGACAAAUCUGUUUCAAUUGGAAACAAAAAAAGUAUUACUCCUGAUAUAGAAAAUUCAGUUAGCCGUAGUUUUAAACCUAUACCAACGAAUAAUUUUAAUAGCAUUUGGGGAAAGGAAACUUUAGAUAGUAGCAAUUCGAAAAAUCCGUUUGGAAUAGAAAAUGUUAUUGGCGCCAAACCUAAAUCGCAUAACACAAAUAAUCAAAGUCCAGGAAUUUUUAAUACCAAAAAUCUGUUAGGAAACAAAAAUAUAACUGGCUUCAAAUUUGGUGUCUUGACAAAUAGUUUAAACAAUAAUGAAACUAAUCAAAGUGCGUCAAUAGCACUCCCGAAUUCUACAAACGUGUGUUUUACACCAUCUUGCUACACCGAACAGGGUUUCUGGCCAGAUGAUGACAAUAAAGCAAAACAAAUUGAUAAAUCUCUAAUGGAUUUGAUACUGGUUGAUAUGCUGCCAUGCAGCAUAGUCAAUGGGAUGGCAUUUCAACGAUUAAAAUUUGCUGAUCCCACUACAAAAAGUCGUUAUAAGCAUAAAUCUGAGCUGUUUUUCUCCACAACACUUAGACCGGAAACCUAUAACAAUGUCAGGGGAAAGAUAUUAACAAUGAUGGCAACACCAACGUGGAUAAGUUUAACUAUAGACAAUUGGAGUUUUGCUAAUAAUUCAAAAUUGUUGCUGUUAACAUUUACAGCACAUUUUCUUCAUGGUUCCCUAAGAAAAAAGUUGGUGUUAGCUGCUAAGGUUUUGGAAAAUGAUCAAAAAGAUUCUUAUAUAACAGAAAAAUUGCCGGAAAUUAUACAAAAUUUCAAAUUAGAAGAAAAACUGCACCUAACUGUUUGCGAUAAAUUACAUAAUAUAGAAAUCACAAAGAUAACAGAAUUUGAAUGUGUAGCUCAUACCAUGCAGUUAGCGGUAUAUGAUGCCAUUUUUAAUAAGGAACAUGUAGAGGAAAUUCUUACAAAGUGUCGUAAAAUUGCUAAACACUUCGAAAAAACACAGCAGGCCAGUGAAUAUUUUCAAACCUUGCAGGAAAAAUGUUUACUCGAAAAAGAGUGUCUUAUUCAAGAUGUGGAAACAAAUUGGUGUAUCACUUAUUUGAUGAUGAAGAGAUUUAUGGAACAAAAAAUGGCUAUAUCGCUUUAUUCGAAAGAAAAGGGCGACAUAGAAAAUUUAACCACAGAAGAAUGGGACUAUUUAAAAAAUAUUGUAGAGGCUUUGAAAAGUAUUUAUGAGGCAACAACUGAUCUAUCUGCAGAUACAGCAACGAUCUCCCUAAUAAUACCAUUAAUUAAAAUAUUGGAGUCAAAACUUAAUGAAGCUGAUAACGCAGAUCAAUUGCAAAAUGAUUUAAAACAUGCUUUAAAUGAAAGAUUUAAAUUUAUCGAAACAAGUCCCCUUUUAAUAAUGUCCACAUUGUUGGAUCCUCGUUUUAAAAACAAAUAUUUAAGCAUAACCCAAAUGACCAUUGCUGAAAAGGAAAUAUCUAAUUUUUUGCAAAUGGACACCGCAAACUCCUCGCAAACUUGCAACAAAGGAGAUAAACACGAGUCAAAUGAUACACUUUGGGAAAAACAUGAUGUCACUAUUGAAACUGACAUUUCGUUUCGAAAUGAAUUAUCAUUAUAUAUACAUGAGCCUUUAUCGCUCAGAAAAUCAAAUAUUUUUGUAUAUUGGAAUACAAGUCGUUAUGUGAAAUUGAAAAAAUUAGCUGAAAAAUAUAUUUCUGUUCCACCUACUAUUAAGGCUAGUGAGCAAAUGCUUGAGGCUGCUGGCAGACUCUACACAGAGAGAAAAGCUUAUCUUAAAGAAGUGGAUAUUGAGGAAUUAUUAUAUUUUCACUUUAAUAUACCACUUUUGGAGUUCGAUUAUUAAUUCAUAUACAUACAUACUUUAUAUUAUAUAAUUUACACUUAAUACGAGUGUAUAAAUUCUAUGUGACAAAUACCAUGUAAUGCGUUUUAUUAUCAAUGACAAAAUUUUGAAAAUCUAUACCUUUAUAUAACAUAUAUACCUAUAUUAAUAAACUACUUAUAAAUACUUUAAAAUCAAUUUUUAUUUUAUUUUACGUAUCGGAUCAACUAAAACUUGUUUUUAACAGAGUAACUGUUCCUAAGAUGUAAAUUGUUCCCUAAUUAAUUUGACACAGGAAAUAUAUUGUUACCGACAGGCGAUUUUAUUUACUUUAAUUCACUUCAUGAACUAUAUUUUUAUGUUUAUCCAUAAAAUUGCAAAUAUAUUUAUUUAUAAAUCUGA